This is a messenger RNA of Dreissena polymorpha, 3716 nucleotides long. RefSeq lists its product as uncharacterized. The transcript has 10 exons. Bases 303 to 2006 code for a protein of 567 amino acids. The record is from RefSeq and is a predicted model, not a curated record. Lineage: Eukaryota; Metazoa; Mollusca; Bivalvia; Myida; Dreissenidae.
CUUCAUCCAGCGGACAAACAAAUCAGAUAAAUGUAUACAUAGAUAUGAUGAAUGUCAUUCAAGUGUGUUUAAUCACACAUCCUGUCAUAAGCCUCUGUUGGUUAAUUGAAUGCUGGAAUGGAACAUUAAUUCAAUGGACUUUAGAUUGUAGACGGUUCCAGAUCAUUGUUUUGAUUUUAGAAUUAAAGGAGGACAUUUUAUUAUCAUAUUGCUGUAAGUUAUGAUUGCAGCUGGGGACAUCAACCUCUCAUUGCCAUAUUUUACCUGCUUUUGACAGAGGAUCUUGCGAACCUUGCAGGCGAAUGGAAAGUCCUAGAAUAUUGCCCAGGCAUCAGCAAACUGCAAAGUCUGUGGCUGGUGAUCUGCCUACCAGUGUUGAGGAAAUCAAGCUGUGCUGGAAGAAGUUUGACGGGGCUGGUUUGAAUUUCCUCGAGCAGACUUGCAAGCAGCUGACCGGGAACAAGUUUGAGAAAGUGGCCAAAGAUGUCAUAGGACUUCUUGGACCAGUGUUCCAGUUUGCAGAGUCAGAGCAAGUACUGGGCAGAUUGCGAGAAAUCGAGAAACGUAUAAGGCAGUCAGAGAAGAGCGCCACCCAGCAAACAGAAGGUCUCCAUUGUCUGUUGUUGUUCAUUAAGCUGCAGACGGACUACCAUCAGAUGUGUUCCACGCUGCUUUCCACCGCCAUAGAACACCUGCACUCUAUGUGUCGCGAAGAAACAAAUCUUGAACUAGCCAAUCAGUUGAAGACGCUCGACCUGAGUGCAGCUAAUUAUGCAAAAGCGAAAAAGCCUUCGACAUCAGGAAGGAGUUCCCCUCGAACGACUAAGCCUGGUCUGAAGGCGUCCAUUUUCUCAUUUUUUGAACGUAAAAAUGUGGCAGAGGAAGGCGGAAACAGUUCGUUCUACGUUGAUAUUGACGAUGUCACAGAUCUGAAUGAUGGUGGAACAAACUGUGAUACGGAUGUUUUGGAGGAAAAAGACUCAUACGCAACUUCUGGCGAGAGGUUUGUUGUUGAGCAAAGCAAACCUGAAAUGCUGAUUGACUUUGGCACGGAGCCAGGGCCUGAUCUGAAAGAAGAUUCUGAACUUUGUCAGAAAUCAGAUGGCAGUGUCUUAACAGCGUUAACAACGAGGGAAGAUGGACAUGUUGCAUCUCGGGAAGAGCUUGACAGUGUCAUUCGGUUCCUGUCCGGUGGUAGCGAGAGUCCCUAUGGUGACACGGUACUUGUCGACUCCAUGUCGAGUACUCAUCUCAACUCAAACUCGUAUGGGAAGAGUCAUGGGGACCUUUGCGAUAUGGACAAAUCAUCAAAAUCCAAGAUGGAGGGAGGUCAGCCCAGGUCAGAGGGGUCGAUAAACACAGGGGGUUUCAUGGCUGAUUGGCACGGGAAUGGAGCAACAUUGCCAGUAAGACACACUUACAAUACUCCACACUUGUCGUGUGAUUACACUACGCCACCGCCCCCAUACUUCUCUGGCAACCAGUAUAGACCGAACACUCUGCCACCAGGGGGCGCUGGCCAUUUUCAGGGAGCCUACAGCAUGGGUUUUCCGGAUCCAAGUCUCAAUCGGGCGUGGCCCAUUAAUAACCUCGCUGUGUCCGGGUCUGUGAUGAACACGAUAUCAGGCAGUUGGUCAGGGGGACAUGACUCUGACGAGGCCAGUGACGAUUCCUCUGUCGGUGGGGAUCACUUACAGCAGAGAAAUUACCUCCAAGACCUCAGGUCCAGCAAGACUGAAAGGGCAGAUAGUUUGCAAUACAGUUGUAACAACCACCUUGGACUCAUGAAUCAACAUAGUUACGAGGAUUUGCUGGACUCUCGAUCCAACACGUGGCCCCAGAACUUACAUCCCUGGUCCCACGCUUCCAUGAAUAUAGAUCUGCUAGCCACGCAGGAAUACUCACCACCUGGGCACCGGCCUGUCAGCGUGCAGAUGAGCGAUCCAAUGUCCAGCAGGAACCUCUGGCAGAACUUUGGUAGUGGUCUCAAUCAACAGGAACAGUAACGAGUGUGAAUUGGGUCUCAUUCCAAUCUAGUUGAACCCUUUGCAUGCUGGGAAAUGUGUUGUCUGCUAAAAUGUAGUCUGCUGAAUUUCUUAAAUUAGCAUUUUAUUCUUUAUCAGAAUAGCAAACAGUUUGGAUCCUGAUGAGACGCCAUGUUCUGUGGUGUCUCAUAUGGAUCCAAACUGUUUGCAAAGGUCUUGAAAAUUUGGUUCCAGCACUGAAAGAGUGAAAGAAGUAAUGGUUGAAAGAUGUGUUUGACAGUUUGACAGGUCCUAUAUGUAAAUAAGAUUUGGCAAAUUAUUUAGGUUUACAAUAAAUAAUAAUUUGUCAAUGCUCUUGUGCACUUUUGUAAUUUCAUUUCAAUUGAAAAUAUGAUGAGGCUUGAAUAAGCUUUCUAGAUCUACAGAAACAAUUGAGGGGAAGGACUACAGCUCCUCAUUAUUUUGGAGCUAUUAUGCUUGGUAUUGCUUUGUGCAGAGCACAUUGACAUUGAGUAAUUUUUUUGCACAGAUAACUCAAAAUGUAUUGGAAGAAUUCAAAAGAUUUUUUAUAUAAUGAUAUGAUAUAUCAAUAUAUGCCGACAUGUUAAUCUAAUUUUGGAUUACACAAGAGCCUUAUUAUUAUUGGUUUCUAUGCAAGUACUGCUAGUAGUUAGAGACGGUGUAAGAAUCAAUCUGUGCGUAGAUCCGUUCUAUAAAUGGGUAAUUUGAAUAUCAAUAUAUCAUUAAUUUGAAUAUAGACACAAUUUUUUUUUAAACUCAGUGUUCACAGGAAAGUAUAACUUAAAGUGUACAUAUGUGAAAACCUAAGAUUAAAUAUUCCAUUAGAAAGCUCACAGGUGUUUAGUGUGUGGCUAUGGUUUUAAUUAGUAAAACAUCAUUUUUAGUGAAAAAUAAUAAAAUUAUAACGAAAAAUCAACUUCCCUGAAAAAAAAAAUUUCACUAUUAAAUAUAUAUAUAUAUAUUUGAUAGUGAUUUUUUUUCCAUUCAAAAUGAUGUUUUUACUAUAUAAUUAAUAUCAUAGCCACACACUUACCACCUGUGAGAAAGCCUAUGUUUUCAGCUUACAAACUGAUAAACUAUUAAUUAUUUCUGCAAUGUUUACUUGUUGACAUCAGCAAAAAUGAGCACUUACCUAAGAAAUUUCUUAAAGUUGACUCUUAGUUCACAACAAAUUGAUUGUCAGAUUUGCCGCAUCUAAAUUGUGUAAAAAAAAUAAAAAAUAAAGCUGUUGUUUUUUUCUAUUGAUUUUGUUAAGUCUACAUUUGUCAUGGCAGAGACUGUUUAUUUUUUCUUAAACAGUUAAUAGAACAAGAUUACAGCUUUCAUUAAAAUGAAUGAGUUUGGCAGAAAUCUUCAACAAAUAUGCGAGUUUUUUUUCUGUGGUCGAAACUUGUCUCUGAUAAAUUUUUUUAUAUAUAUACUUUAUAAAUAUUUUGUUCUUCAAUGGGUGUGGGCCCUUUGAACAACUGAUGAGUUUGUUGUGGUCUAAGGGGCUUUGUGAACAUGGUAAAUUCUGCUAUGCCCACAUGAACUGUGUUGUUUGUUAAUGGCAUUAUGAAUACAAUGAUGUAUUUAUUCUGUACUUUUAUGUCAAACUUGUGUUCCCUUACUAGUUGCCUUUCAGAUGUGUUUGCUGUUUUAACGAAUAAGGUGCUACUUGGAAUUUUAUGGUUUGUCAAACUGAUGUGCAAUAUACAUUUAUAUAUAAAA